Molecule: messenger RNA, 6582 nt
Organism: Choloepus didactylus (southern two-toed sloth)
Lineage: Eukaryota; Metazoa; Chordata; Mammalia; Pilosa; Megalonychidae
Gene: CAMSAP1
Product: calmodulin regulated spectrin associated protein 1
Exons: 19
Coding region: 83-4876 (1597 amino acids)
Biological process (GO): negative regulation of microtubule depolymerization; neuron projection development; cytoplasmic microtubule organization
Cellular component (GO): microtubule minus-end
Molecular function (GO): spectrin binding; calmodulin binding; microtubule minus-end binding
Source: RefSeq, a predicted model, not a curated record
GCCCGGCCCCGGCCCGCCGCCUCCGGCCUCGGCCCCGCAGCAUGAAGCAGCCGCGGCGGCGGGCGACGGCGGCGGCUGUGAGAUGGUGGACGCCGGGGGCCGCGCGGCGGGAGAGGGCGCCUGGAGGAAGAUGGAGGCCCCGCCGGACGGCGCCGUGGACAUCGUGCCCCUGGAUCGCUACGACUCGGCCCGGGCCAAGAUCGCCGCCAACCUGCAGUGGAUCUGCGCCAAGGCUUACGGCCUAGACAACAUCCCUGAGGAUCUCAGAGACCCCUUCUACGUGGACCAGUACGAGCAGGAGCACAUCAAGCCCCCCGUCAUCAAGCUUCUGCUGUCCAGUGAGCUGUACUGCCGGGUCUGCGGCCUCAUCCUGAAAGGGGACCAGGCGGCCGCCUUGCAGGGACACCAGUCUGUCAUCCAGGCUCUGUCGCGAAAAGGGAUCUACGUGAUGGAGAGUGACGACACGCCCGUGACGGAGCCGGACCUCAGCCGUGCCCCCAUAAAAAUGAGCCCCCACAUGGCGAUGAUCGACGCCCUGAUGAUGGCUUACACCGUGGGCAUGAUCAGCAUCGAGAAGGUGGUGGCCAGCGUCAAGCGCUUCUCUACCUUCAGUGCCUCGAAGGAGCUUCCCUACGAUCUGGAGGAUGCCAUGGUGUUCUGGAUCAACAAGGUAAAUCUUAAAAUGAGAGAUAUAACAGAGAAAGAAGUUAAAUUAAAACAGCAGUUAUUGGAAAGUCCAGCUCACCAAAAGUCCCCCUCCAAGUGGUACUGGAAGCUGGUGCCUGUCCGCUACCGGCGAGAGCACCUUCCCAGUAGGCAGCUGCCCCACUUCCCGUUGCUGGAGGACCUGAUGCGGGACGGCAGUGACGGCGCCGCCCUCCUGGCCGUGGUCCACUAUUACUGCCCGGAGCAAAUGAGACUGGACGAUAUAUGCCUGAAGGAGGUGGCGUCAAUGGCCGACAGUCUGUAUAAUAUCCGGCUCCUGAGGGAGUUCUCAAAUGAGCACCUUAACAGGUGCUUCUACCUCACCGUGGAGGACAUGCUGUACGCGCCCCUGGUGCUGAAGCCGAAUCUAAUGGUUUUCAUUGCUGAGCUCUUCUGGUGGUUCGAGAAUGUCAAACCAGAUUUUGUUCAACCCAGGGAUGUUCAGGAACUGAAAGAUGCUAAAACAGUGUUACACCAAAAAAGCAGCCGGCCUCCCGUCCCCAUCUCCAACGUGACGAGACGCAGCUUCAUGAGCAGCCCUGCGGCGCUGAGCCCAGCAGGGCAGCACUGCCUGCACCCCGAGGAGCCCGAGUGCCCCGGGAAGGGGUCCUCUGCCUUUAGCCCGUCCCACCCCUUACUGCCCUUGAGGCAGAAGCAGCAGACGCCGCAGGGAGAGGACAGCCCUGAUCUGCGACAUAGAUCCAGUUCUCUAACCCGAGUUGAUGGUCAGCCACGUGGUGCGGCCAUAGCGUGGCCAGAAAAAAAAAACAGGCCGGUGUCCCAGCCGAUGCCCUUCGCCCUGCAGCACGCCGCGAGCUGUGACGCAGACUCUGGCCCCGGUGACAGUGCCAGCUUGGCGCGCUCCAUCAGCAAGGACAGCUUGGCCUCCAGCAUCGUCACGCUGACCCCACAGAACCAGCCCCACCCCCCGGCCGUGAGGACUAACGGGCAGGGCCUUCUGAACAACGUCAGCAUUGAGGAUGAGGACGAGGAGCUGGUGGCGAUCAUCAGGACAGACGCCGCUACCCACAGUGGUGACCUGGAGGUCCCCAGGGCCUCGCCUCCAGCCGCAGGUCUGACAGCAGGUGCCAGGUCUCCCCAAAGACGGGUGGACGCCUUGGAAAACAAGCCCGAGAGUUUUUUCUUGGAGCCGCUGAUGCCAGCCAUGCUUAAGCCAACGAAAGAAAAGCAGGUUAUUACCAAGGAGGACGAGCGUGGGGAAGGGAAGCCAAGGAGCUUCAUGUCCAAAAGGCCCAGUGAGGGCUACCAGCCUCUGGCUCGCAGGAAAGCGGCCGGCGCUAAUGCCGGCCGCGACCUGAAUAGGACUUUCACCCCGAUUUCCUGCUCGGAAUUCCCUACAGGCAUAGAUGCCGUCACCCCGGAGGCCUCGGGAGAAGCAUGCGGCAGGUCUCUGGCUGGUGGUGGUUUCCACCAGGUGCCUCAGGUACAGGCUGCUGAUGGCUUCUUUCUUCAUGUGGCCAGAGCCGGUGACGACGUGGAGGGAAGGUCCAGUGUCAGUUGUUCAAGAAGCCCCAACUCCCACGAUUCAGACACUUGGACUAUACUGAGGCAAGAUUCUGAUUCUGAUGUUGUAGAUUUAGAGGACGUGGAGCAGGAUUUAAGUGGUGAGGACCCUCCUAUGGUUACCACUAAAUAUGUUGGUGAGGAAGAAUCGGCAAAGCUGCAGGAGGAUAUGAAAGUAAAGGAACACGAAGACAAGGACGAUGCCAGCGGCCGCUCCAGUCCCUGCCUGAGCACGAUUUCUCAAAUCAGCAGCGUCUCAAUGGCCAGCGGGAGUGUUAAGAUGACGAGCUUUGCAGAAAGGAAACUCCAGAGGCUGAACAGCUAUGAAACCAAGUCUAGCACAAGCAGCUCUCAGAAGACCACACCUGACGCGUCAGAAAGCUGCCCAGCACCCCUGACGACAUGGAAACAAAAGAGAGAACAGAGUCCCAGCAGGCAGAACAGAGAUCACGCCAGCCUGCUGGCUUCCGAGCUGGUGCAGCUUCACAUGCAGCUGGAGGAGAAGCGCAGAGCCAUAGAGGCCCAGAAGAAGAAGAUGGAGGCCUUGUCCGCCAGGCAGCGGCUGAAGUUGGGGAAGGCAGCCUUCCUGCACGUUGUCCGGAAGGGCAAGGCAGAUGCCCCCCAGCCACUGAAGCCAGAGCACUUUGCAAAAGAGUAUUCUCAGCACAACGGGGAAGCUUUUGAUGAUGGUGUUUCCAAGACAGAAGCAUUUCUUGUUAAAGAAGAGAGAGACGAUCUCCUCAGUGAAUCUCAGGACGUGGAAAAAGAGAACCUGGCUUUUGUUCAACACCACACACCAAAGGACCUCGCUUCUCUCCAAGACCUGGAGAAAAGUAAAAUGAUCUCCGCUGCGCUCCUGGAAGACAGCAUUGGUGAGGUCGUGGAUGUGAAGGAAUGUGACCUUUCCAUUGAGAAGCUGAACGAGACCAUCAGCACGCUGCAGCAAGCAAUCCUGAAGAUCUCCCAGCAGCACGAGCAGCUCCUCAUGAAGUCCCCAACAGUGCCAACGCCAGGGCCUCGGAACAACUCACAAGACCACAGAGGGAAGGCGCCCGUCCACUUUGUGGAGCCGCUUUCUCCGACUGGAAUGACUGAUCACCGCAAAGCCCCACGGCUCGGCCAGGGCCGGAGUUCCCGUUCAGGAAGACCAGCCGAGCUGAAGGUUCCCAAAGACAGACAGCCGGGGUCGUCCCGGAGCAAAACGCCGACCCCGAGCAUGGAGGCCCCCCCACCCACGAGGACGCUCCCUCCCGCCCACUCUCCCAGGACACCCUCAGACCCAGGCUCGGGAAGCACUGCCGACCCCGGGAAGGACCCCCAUGGCCAGUUUCUCUUUGACAGUUUUAGGCUCCAUGAUGAAAGCAACCAACGGGCAUGUGUCUUGUCCUCAUCCAAAGACGCAAACAUCGUGUCGGAGCAUGUGGGCUUCAGGGAGCUUCUGGAUAGCAGUGCGAAGGAGGCGGGGGUCAGCAGUGCGGGCACGUCGGGGAAGGAGAGCGUUCCCGGGGAGGAGCCCCUGCGGAGCAAGGCCAGCCUCAUCGAAGUGGACCUCUCAGACCUGAGAGCCCCCAAGGAGGACGGGGAGGCAGACAGCCACGACAGCUCGGCAGACCUGGUCGGCGAGUGCGACCAGAAGCCGGGCGUCGGGUUCUUCUUCAAGGAUGAGCAGAAAGCAGAAGAUGAACUUGCCAAGAAGAGGGCAGCCUUCCUUUUGAAACAGCAGCGCAAAGCUGAAGAGGCUCGUGUACGCAAACAGCAGCUUGAAGCAGAAGUCGAGCUCAAGAGAGAUGAAGCCCGGCGUAAAGCUGAAGAGGAUCGGAUCCGAAAAGAGGAAGAGAAGGCGCGACGGGAACUUAUUAAGCAGGAAUACCUGCGGAGGAAACAGCAACAGAUUCUAGAAGAGCAAGGGCUUGGCAAACCCAAAUCAAAGCCGAAAAAGCCGCGGCCCAAGUCGGUCCACCGGGAGGAGUCCUGCAGCGAUUCGGGGACCAAGGGCUCCUCCACCCCUGAUAAUCUGAGCCGGGCCCAGUCUGGCUCCAGCCUGUCCUUGGCAUCAGCGGCGACCACGGAGCCGGAGAGUGUGCACUCGGGGAGCACGCCUUCCCAGCGAGUCGAGUCCCUGGAGGCCCUGUCCGCCCUGAGCCGGAACCCGAGUAGGAGCACAGACCGCGACUGGGAGACGGCGUCCGCGGCAUCCUCGCUCGCCUCCGUGGCCGAGUACACAGGUCCCAAGCUCUUCAAGGAGCCCAGCAGCAAAUCGAACAAGCCGAUCAUCCACAACGCCAUAUCCCACUGCUGCCUGGCGGGAAAGGUGAACGAGCCACACAAGAAUUCCAUAUUAGAGGAGCUGGAGAAGUGCGACGCCAACCACUACAUCAUCCUGUUCCGCGACGCUGGCUGCCAGUUCAGGGCCCUGUACUGCUACUACCCCGACACCGAGGAGAUCUGCAAGCUGACGGGCACGGGGCCCAAGAGCGUCACCAGGAAGAUGAUCGACAAGCUGUACAAGUACAGCUCGGACCGCAAGCAGUUCAGCCUGAUCCCGGCCAAAACCAUGUCGGUCAGCGUGGACGCCCUCACCAUCCACAACCACCUGUGGCAGCCCAGGCGGCCGGCCGUGCCAAAGAAGGCGCAGACGCGCAAGUGACGCUGGUGGGGAGCGGCGGCCGGGGGGGCCCAGGCUGGCAUUCACUGUUUUCACCUAUUGGGGUACGAAGUGUGCAAAAUCACAAACCUUUUCCGAGGCCUCCAGACGACAGAACACCUGAUCCUUGGCUCCCAGCCCCCGCGGUGGGUGGUGGUGAAGGGGGCAGGAGUAAGUCUUGCCAGGGUUUCGGCCCCGCAGCUCGGUGGCUGCGUCACGGCGGGGGCUGUGCCCGAAGCGCGGCCCAGGUGGCCGAGCUCUUCACUUGAAGUUCCCCUUCAGGACGCGCGGAGCCCGACUUGAUCUGCUUUUGUCGCCUCUCACCUCAGCCCUUUUGCACAUCACCUGGCACUCCUCACGUUGGUGAGCUCUGGCCUCCAGUGAGGUGGUUGGACGGGGACGCGUGUGUCUCUAGAGAAGGAGUCCACGCUGGGGAAUCUUCAUCCCAGAAAUCGUAUGAUAUUUAUUGAUUGUCUACUGCCAACAUUUAUAUCCAGCUCUAGGAUUUCUGGAAAAAUUCUAGUUCCUUGCUGCUCAGAAAAUGUUUACUGAAAAUACCAGUUCACUAGAAGCACUGAAGUCUGCAAAGUCUGUCUUCUGCUAAAAUAACGUUUACAAACACCGAGGUGAUUCUUUCUGAAACGCAAUCAUGAGGUUGGUAAGAAGGCACUAUUCGCUGGUUUUUGCCUAAUUUACAGUAGGCAGGUUGAACAAACCAUAGCCAUCGUUAAGUUUCGGACAGUGCGCUGGUGAUUUGUUACCUUUAAUAAGGACAGAUUUUGGUAAAGUAGAAUAUUUUUCACUCUGAGCAUGUUCCUUUUCAAAGAUGAUGCACUUACAGUGACAGUUUGCGUAGUGUUUUUAUUAUGCCAUGACUCGUAGCCCUGCCUCCUCUGUCCUGUCCUGAUUCUCGAUUCUGGAAGAGAAGCGUGCUCUUGGCAGGAGCAUGCCGUCUCAUUUUAGAUGGAUAAUUUUGUUUUGUUGCGUAUUUAAAAACAAUUAAAGUGGUUAUUUGCAGUUAUUUCGGAACUCCAAGUACAUGGACUGGCUUUGGGUCCUUUUCCUGUUAGUCCUAACGAUCGGGAUGCUUUUCUGGGUCAGACACUACCCGGGGCCUUCUGCCUCCCAGUGCGGCCUCAGCACCCUCGGCACCUCCUGCCCAGGCCGCGGGCGGCACCUGGGCUCUGCCGGAGCCUCGGUCACACGACCAGCUGCCCUGGCGUGGCCCGACGGCCAGAAGGUUCUGGAGUCACUUAUAUUAGUUUUGCACAUAUUUUCUUAGAAGUGUUACUUGAAUCUGUCUGAACUUCUGAAGAAACUAAAGAUCAAUAGAGAGAAAAGUUGGGGACAAGUCUGUUACAUAAUUUUAUAUAGAUAAAGGUAAGUGAGUUGUGUACAUAACAAAGUACAGUACAAAAUGUGACCAUGGGUUGUAGGUCUUACUUCAGUUUCCUCAGUCCCUUCACGAGAAAACAUAGCCUGUGGCUUUUUUGCGUACACUGUGCCAGACACAGCUGCCCCCGCGCUGUGAGCACCCGAUCAGAGGCCGUGUGGUUUCCGAGAGCUGGGCGUCAGUCUCUCAGGAGUGAGCUUUUCCGUCACCACGCUUUUCCCGUGUGCUUUAUUUCUCUCUAUGUUUGAUGUUAUGUGACCAUAUUUAUUUUAAGAGAGCACUAAAAUGUAAUAAAAUGAUCGACUGAUUUCCUUUA